UCAGCUCAGAUAUCUGGAGCUAAUAACAAGGCUUGUGGUUAUUAGUAGUGGGGUUUUGUUAAUGUAUCCCUUAAUGUGUGCGGAAUUGUUACUUGUGAUUCAAUUGCAUAAAGAAGAACAAUGAUAAUUUGUCAAAUUCAUAUAAUCAAGAUCUGUGACAGGAUGCUUGAUAUGGUCCUUGUUUUAAGGUAUUAUAUCUUGAAUUGGAUACCAGUUUACCAAAGAUUUUGAAAUAAGGUCUUCUGACUUACACAUAGUCAAGGUAAAGAGCUAUUAACAAAAAUUUGACAAUAUGAACUUAUGAACAUUUGGUGAUUAGGAUAAGUUCUUGAGUUUUCAGCACAGAAUCAAAUCACUCUAUAGACAGACACACAAAAAGUGAGAGCUAUAAGACAACUUUGCAUAUUAAAUCUUACAUCAACUAUGGAAAUAGAUGCUAUAUCCAAUGCAAUUGGGUACAACAGGGAUAUACCUACCAGUCCUCCACCAAUAAUGCCAAGGAGAUGAAUUCUAUAAGGGAAAUGUGUUCUUUAUUAUGUAUAAAUUAACUGCUUGAUUUGUUUUAUUUACUCAGUAUGCUGGAUGACUUUGAUGCACAGAUCCGACCACAUAAUGCAAUUUAAUUGUUAAUCCUUAUACAGAGACAACUUUCUCACUAGCACAAAUAUUUCAAUUAGAUGCACUCGGGAAUUUUCUCUUCAUGUUUCUGACAUUCCCUGGUUUUCAAGAAGUGCAUUGCUGGAACUGUGGAACACCGUGUCUUCUAUUGACUUUCCUAAGACACUUGUUAAUAACUUGUUUUUUUAUGCAGAAUAAAAAAUGGCUUCAUCUUCUAUUGAUAAUACGAACUUAAGAUUGAAGCCAAGGUUUUGUAAUUGUGGAAGAAUAGCUUCCGUGCGUAUUGUACAAACCAAUGCGAAUGGAAAUGAAGGUCGUGUAUAUUUUGUUUGCCCAAGAAAAUAUACUUCGAACAACCACUGCAAUUGUUUCAAGUGGUUCACAAAUGAUGACGACGACGACGACGACAUUACCUCAUCAAUCCGUGCCAAUGCUGGACCUCGGACAGAUUCAAGAACAGAAGAAAUGAAUGAUGUAAGGACAAGGCUUGGUGAGCAUGAUAGAAGGCUUCAAAGGAUUGAGAAGAUAUUGAAGGCAAUGACUUAUGUCAUUGUAUUUUGUGUAUUUUUGUACUUUAUCAUGUAAAUGACUCAGUUCUUAGGUUUUGGAGCAUGCUAUGAAUGUAAUCUACUUUUGUACUUGUUUUGUAAUUUUUUUUUUGGUGCUUAAAAAUCUGAAAGUUUGUAAAAACAAGUGUGUAACAGCUUUAUUUGAGAUGAAAUGUUGA
Camellia sinensis is the source of this 1345-nucleotide messenger RNA. The record is from RefSeq and is a predicted model, not a curated record. NCBI's taxonomy places the organism in Eukaryota, Viridiplantae, Streptophyta, Magnoliopsida, Ericales, Theaceae.